AUUUAAAUUUAUUUUCAGCUUGUUGAAUUAUUUGCGGAAAGUUAGCCCGAAUGAAUCUUCAUCGGGUGGAAUCGACAGUAUCAGUCUAGCUCUUUCAUUGGCUUUUUUGUAUUCGAUCGAUUUGAGUUUACUUCACAAAGCAGACGGAGAAGUUGUGCAACGUUCAGUUCCACUUGUGACGGGUGGACAAGCGGGUCAGUUUUUAAAAUCGAUGCAAACUGAAAUGUCAUCGAGCGAGAAAGCGUGGGAAUCUCAAGGUCUGCAGUCUCUUGCGCUUAUGGCUUGGGCCAUCACUCUAUCCAGCUUGCGCAUGGCACCUCAGCUGGUCCCAAAAGAAAUAACUUUAGAAAAUCCUGAUGUUGUCAUGGAAGAGGCGAUUCAGAAAGGAGUUUUUUCCUACCUCCACAAAUCAUAUUUAAACAACGACGUAAUUUAUAAAGAUGAAUUUAUGCUACGUAGAAUUCACAGUUUAAUCACAGAUUUUAUAUCGCAACUGCCACAUAAGGUCAAGGAAAUGAGACUGAGAGCUGACGACACAGAUAAAACUAUUCAUGCAUAUAUGCAUGAAGGCCUAGAACCACCUACAAAUUUAUCCCAUCAUUUUGAAGAUAUGCUAUUGGUAAUCGCAAAAUUAUAUGAAAAAGACCCUCUAGGGGUGGAAUUAGAGUUGGAUUUCUGGUGUUCAUCCGAUAGCGUCCAUCUCGCUUCGUUUCCUUACCGGGCACAACCAAAAAAAGAAGCCCUUUAUUCAUUUCUUCUACAAACCUGUGAAGUUUUGCCUUCUACGCUUUUUGUCCCAUACUUGAAAAUGUUAAGCUCUCUCUCGUCUUGCCAGAGAGCGGCUAUGCAAUGUUUCAAUCUUUUAAAAAACAACGAAAAUAAAAAUUUAACAUGGGAUCAUUUCUUUAAUUCUUUCAAUAGAUAUUUUAAUAAUUUACGCCAAGAAGCUUUACCCACGCCUGACACUGUAUACAGAGCUAGAAGUUUCAACAAAGGGAUAACCCCUCAUGAACAGCUGGCGCUUCAAGCCGUACUCGACCUUAUAAGAACAGUGGCUGAAAAUGAUCCUUGCUCUGGUGAACAGUUUUGCAUGAACCAACAGUGGUCAGCCAUCACGGUCUUGCUCGGCUUGGUGACUUGUUCAGUUCCGAUUCCGUUGAAAGCUAAUCUUUUAAACACACUUGCUGCAUUUUCCAAAUCGCCUAAAACAGCUGCAAGUCUUUGGCAUAAUAUCGAAGCAUCUCAAAUAAUCAGCACAGUGCCUUCAACGAGCAACUUUCAACCGCGUGGUAUUCAGACUGAGCUGGAAGAAGUGGAGUGUAGGAAUGAAGAAUAUCCUUUGACGAGAGCAGUUCUCAAGUUGUUCAACGGACUUUCUGAUAAACCGAUACCAAAAUUGCUCGGGGUGUCACAAAGAACUCCCGGCUACGACCCUUACCUGAAUUUCAUUCUCAACUCCGUACUUUUGAAAUUUGUAGGCCGAUGUUAUAAAAAUCCCAAAGAAAAGUGGGAAGUUUGUGAAGACGCCAUGUCUCUCAUUUGCAAACUCUUGCUCCAAUACGACCCAGCGAAAGAUGAAUUUUUGUCCAAACACGUCCAAGCGUACACCAUAGGAAAUGCUCAAGUCAAUCCUCUACCGGGUUAUCACAUAAUGAUAAGCCUCUGUUCAAAGUCUGAAUUGCUGCGACUUCUUUUACUCUUAAUCGAUGAAGGAUGCAGGGUUUUCGAUGCUUUCGAGAGUAUUCCCGGUAAAACCGAAUUUGAAAACAGCGUCUUGUACGCUUUGAAAAUGUUAGAGCACGGAUUAGCGAUACAAAAUCAAUUUUUGAAUCUUCUUCAUGCUGAAAAUAGCAACAUUCUUCUUGUGGGUCUAAAUCGUUUAAUUUUAGGGGUUAAUGAAGUGACUUGCAAGCCUGAUCAUCUGUUGAAUAUAUCAAAAUAUGUGACUUAUCAAUCGUGGUUGCCACAGCACGCUUUGCCCGCAGUAAACAUUUUAUUAAGUGUCACUUCCUACCCAGCUCCACAGGGUCACCUUUUGUCCCUGUAUUUGACCUCGCCGAACACAAAGGCUAGCAUUAGGCAUGGGUUUGUAUCAUGUCUCGAAGCCGAAGAAGAACUGGUCGAUACGGGGAUGUCGAUGGAAUUGGACCGAGAAGAUGUCUACGCCGAUGAAGACGACCUGAGAAAAAUUGUCACCAAAACAAAAAAAGCGAUAUGUCAGUUUUUAUUGCAGACUUUGACCCAAGGAGCGCCCAAUGUCGCUCAUUACCUUUUUGGAUUUGAUUUGAAUACGGAGAUUAAAAAAUCGAUCUUGAAACAGCCCGGCCUUUACGGUACACCUCGCUCUUGCCUACAUUCUGUUAUCUGCCUUCUCAAUUCCCACCUAGUCAAUCCGUAUCAAAGCUCAGGGCAUUUAAUAGAACUGUAUUAUAAAAUUAUUUACGCCCUCGCCUACAACACGAGGACUUCAGAGCCCACGCUUCGUUUUCUAAGAUCGUCUGGAAAUUUCUUAAAGCGGCAUCUUUCUGCCCUUCCGUUUACAACUGAAAGAAUCGACAUCUCGACAGAAAUCCAACUUCAUCAGAUGAGUUGGCUUUUAAAAACAGUGGCGAUUGAGAUGAAAGUGACUGCCCUGAAUCAACAAUAUUCCCAACUUACUUCUAUGAUCGAAGCAUUUACAGGAAAUUCAAAAGGCGAUUUAGACGAUGAUUCUCAACAAAUGGGUCAAUCACUGUUGUCAAGUACAAGAAUUGACAAGAAAGCUGGUGAGCAGUUAGUCCUCCGUCUUAUUAAAUACAUGAGAUUUUCAGUGGAUACUGUUCCAGUGCCUCAAUUUGAAUAUCUUGACUUUAAUCACGUUAUGAAGUUGGUAAAGACGUGUGAAGUCGAAGAUGGCAAAAUGAAAGUAAUCGACGUUAGAGCAGUCCACCAUUUGCUUGAACAAGAAUUGGCGAUUGUCCACGAAAAGAGGAGAAUCGGUCUGGUCACGCAUAACUCCUCGCCUCAACCUCCGAAUGAGACUCUACUUCAAAGGAAUCAUCGUAAAGAAAUGGAGAGAGUACUCAAUUAUGUGGUUCAAUUAAAUGCUUCGAUUUUGAUGAAUCAAGCGACAGUACGGUUCUUAGACGCCUGGAGACAUGCGACAGAAGUUAUGUUUGCAGUAGCAGCCCCAAUCAAUGAAAAAGAACAACACGCUCUCAAUUUGGAGAAAAGGUUCAAUCUCCUUGUAGAUAUAAUCCACGAACUGCUAACUAAGGCUGUUCAAUCUGGAAGUCAGGCCGAGGUAGCAAAUCUUGUGUCAGGUUCCAUUCUUUUACUUUGUGUCGAUUUGCGACAAACUUAUAUAUCGGAAAUGGGAAAAGGCGAUGAAACGGAUUCAAAACUUUGUAACUUUAUGGAUUCCAAUCAUUAUAAAUUGACAACGAUUAUAACUAACCUAGUAAAAUGGAUAUUAAGCUCGGGAGUAACGUCUCAGAAGUUGAGAGCCAACCUGUACUCUGCCCUUCUUAACUUUCUACACUUGAAUCGGGACAAAUCUGCAUUGAGACAAGGUGCGAAAGUCGGCCUUAGAGGAAACGAUUCUCAAUAUGUCACAAUGCUUGAUAAAUCCAUCGGCGGUGACAGGGCUGAUAUCGAUAUUAUUCUUGCUCAUGGAGAAAGGCUUGUCGAUAUGCUUUGCCACGAUUGUUCUACAGGCCAUGAUAUCUGCAAAAUGCUUGCGCUUUCCUGUUUGGACAUGGUUGUCGAACUUGAUGCACAAACGACAUGGACGUCUGUAUUAUCAUCCCGAGGGUACCUGAAAUAUAUAAUAGACUCAUUAUUAGACAUGGACAAGUAUCUUAUCGCACUCCUUUCGAAUAAUAUCAAAUCUUUACGAGCCCUUUAUGUAUACGAAUCAAAAAUGGCUCUUCUGUGUAGAGUAGCUUCAUCGAGAAUCGGAGCAGAAAUUCUUUUAGAACAAAACGUUCUUCCUUGUCUGUCUUCGCUUCAUGUUUUCAAUAAACAUCCUGACAUCAUGGCAAAUGUUCCGAAGAUUGGAGUAACGAUGAUGGAAGUAGAUUUUGUUCCAAAUGUAAGCAGCCGUUAUCUUCAAAUCCUUUCUCCCGCGUUGCAGCUAUGCGAUGCUAUUAUUUCUUCAAUGGGAGUCGAAAAUCAAUUGGCCAUCAUGCAAGUAUUAAAGUUUUUAUUGUGCCAUGGUGAAAUGGUAACUCAAGUUCUUCGAUCCGGGAGCCCUUUUCAUCCACUUUGUUACUUAAAAGAGCUUUCAUUGCUUACUGGUGUAAUAGCAAGGGCCACAAAUGAAGACGUUCUUAGAAUAUUGAGUGAAGAAGGGAUGGAUCCUGGUGGUGUGUUGGAGAGCACAUCGCUGUUCAACAGAGUCCAAAGACUGAUGCUUUCCUUGAUUUCUCGAUUUAUCAUCAGUGAAAGCCUGCUCAAAGAAUUGGUAAAAGAAGCGGAAACUUCGUCCGACAGCCCAAAAUCCAAGUCCGAAGUAGUUAUAACAUUCCUUGAGAUCGUUUCACAUCUCUUAAUAUAUGCAAGAAACAUAGUAUCAAGCGGAAGUAUGGAUAGAAGGAUAUCUACAGUUAUAUUUCAACCUGCUCUAAUUGAUAAUGCAAUGCCUGAUAAAAGAGACUUGCUGACGAUGCAAGAGGCCACUCUAGGAGUCGUUGUACAACAGCUUGUCCAGGCUGAAUCGCACCAUAGGAGGGAGAAGAGCAAUUUGGAUUUGCUAGUUCGAAAACUUCAGUCCGUACCUGAAAUGAAUACAGCCACUCUGAAACAGCACCUUCCAGAAAGCUAUGCCAACCUGAACGAGGUCGAAGAGUGCCGCCGCCAGGUCACAAGGAUCGUAACUAGAGAAUUAGAUGAUAAAAAGAGAGAGUUGGAUCUCUGCUUUUUCAUAAUUGAACAUUGCAUGUACAUCGUUUGGACUCAUCUUGACUAUUACAUGCUACGCGGGAUUUCAAACAAAGUACUUGGAACAACAAAACAGACAAAUAAAUCAUUUAAUCAAACAAUGCAUUUUGAUGUUACGUGGAAUGUAACAACUGAUGAUUUGAACCAUCUCAAACAAGGUCUUUUAUCAGUGUUCAAUGACACAUUCACAAAUUCCCUCCGUUCUACAGUGCAGGACAUGCAUGCGAAAGAUAAAGGAUUUUUAGAAGCGCUCUUAAGGAGAAUUAAAAAGCUAAUUCAGUUCGCACCAAACUAAGAGGCAAAACAUUUUACAAUGCCGGUCUUACAUUUUCUUUUUUAUUUGUAAUAUUUAAGAAGUGUAAACAAUGUAAAAAACAAAAUUACGAUUUGGUUAGUAAAUGGUUGUCAAAUAAAAUAAAAAAAAUUAACAAAAUUUCAUGUAAAUAUAAUUUGAUAAGAAAUAUCACCAAAAAUACUGCCAGCCUUGAUGUUGUUAAAUCUGUAAAUAUAAUGUUUUCUUUAUUUAGCAA
Messenger RNA from Cimex lectularius (bed bug), 5450 nucleotides. Its product is annotated as nuclear pore complex protein Nup205-like. The transcript has 29 exons. Gene Ontology annotation, cellular component: nuclear pore; nuclear pore inner ring. Gene Ontology annotation, biological process: nuclear pore organization. Bases 212 to 5215 code for a protein of 1667 amino acids. The record is from RefSeq and is a predicted model, not a curated record. Gene Ontology annotation, molecular function: structural constituent of nuclear pore. NCBI's taxonomy places the organism in Eukaryota, Metazoa, Arthropoda, Insecta, Hemiptera, Cimicidae.